CUCUACUUCAACCUACAACAUACCUUUUAAACAUGGCACAGCAGUACGAGCUGGAGCACCCACCUAGCGACGGCAUCUCGCGUAUAAAGUUCCACCCCACCAAUGACACCCGCCUGCUCGUCAGCUCCUGGGACCAGCGUGUGCGUCUCUACGACGUGAAAACCAACCAGCUUAUUGCCAGCCACCACGGCCACGCCGCUGCUGUUCUCGACAUCGCCUUCGGCAACACCACAUCUUUCUCAGGCGGACUUGACCGGCGGCUUAUUUCUUGGGAAGAAAACUUCACCACGGAGCGCGAACUUGGUCGCCACGAGGGCGAGAUCAGCGCAUUGGAGUAUGUGCCCUCACACAGCAUCCUGUUAUCAGGCAGCUGGGACCGCACGAUGCGUGCCUGGGAUGAGCGGGCUACCCAGCCUAUGGUGUCAAAGGUCAACCUGGAUGAGCGCGUCUACUCAAUGUCGGCCGAGGGCAACUUGGCAGUGGUGGCAUUAGCCGGACGCAAAUUCAUUGUAUUCGAUGUGCGCAAUCUGGAGACACCGUUAGAGGAACGCGAGAGCUCAUUAAAAUAUCCUACACGGUGUGUCAAGCUGAUGCCCAGCGGCCAGGGAUAUGUGUGUGGCUCAGUCGAAGGUCGUGUAGCAGUUGAAUAUCUACAGGACGUCAAGGAUAAGCAGCACUACGCAUUCAAGUGCCAUCGCCAGACGACCGACGAGGGAAUCGAUUUGGUGUAUCCCGUGAACUCCGUCGCAUUCCACCCAGUACACCACACCUUUGUCACUGGUGGAUCCGACGCCAUAGUGGCCCUAUGGGACCCUGAGAAUAAGAAGCGUCUAAGGCAGUACCAAAAGUACCCCACAGGGAUCUCGUCGCUGGAUUUCAACGCAUCGGGCAACAUUCUUGCUAUUGCAUCGUCGUACACGUAUGACGAGGGCGAGAAGAGCCACCCGCCGGACUCAGUGUGGAUCAAACCAGUCACUGAUCAGGAAACCCGGCCAAAGUCCAAGAAAUAGAAGCUAUCUCAGCAUACACUCCAUUUGGCUCAGAAGGUUGCUAACUUUCGGAGCGCCAUCGAUACAGGCUAGGUGAAGGGUACAGUACUCACUGGCUGGCCCGCAUCUAGAAUUCCAGCACUUCAUUUCUUGGUUAUUUUUCAUUACGUUUUAAUAGACAGCGUAGGGAACGG
Molecule: messenger RNA, 1183 nt
Organism: Linderina pennispora
Lineage: Eukaryota; Fungi; Kickxellomycota; Kickxellomycetes; Kickxellales; Kickxellaceae
Product: mitotic checkpoint protein BUB3-like protein
Exons: 1
Coding region: 33-1010 (325 amino acids)
Biological process (GO): mitotic spindle assembly checkpoint signaling
Cellular component (GO): bub1-bub3 complex; kinetochore; mitotic checkpoint complex
Molecular function (GO): ubiquitin binding
Source: RefSeq, a predicted model, not a curated record